This is a messenger RNA of Wickerhamiella sorbophila, 315 nucleotides long. RefSeq lists its product as hypothetical. The transcript has a single exon. Lineage: Eukaryota; Fungi; Ascomycota; Dipodascomycetes; Dipodascales; Trichomonascaceae. The record is from RefSeq and is a predicted model, not a curated record. The coding region runs from base 1 to 315 and encodes 104 amino acids.
AUGGUAGCUAAGCAAUUUGGACACGCACAGGGCUCACCUUUGCCCAGGAUCAAUUCAGCGUGGCGUCGCAUCGCGUUUACGUUUGUUUCUAUUGCUAUAGCCUACAAAGUCUAUCAGGAGAAGAACCGCUACACCGACGACCCCCGGCAGCUUCGUCCCACCCAACCGGGGGCGUUCGUUGGAGAUUUUGCGGACCCCGUAGAGCGGAAAUCCAAGUACGAGGGUGCUGGAUCUUCAGCUUUGGGACGGGCCCGUGGCGAUCGUCUUGGAUUCUUCAGCGGAAUGAGCCAAAGAGGGAAAAACAACGAAGAGUAA